Pseudozyma hubeiensis SY62 is the source of this 1440-nucleotide messenger RNA. Its product is annotated as glycoside hydrolase. The transcript is spliced from 3 exons. Gene Ontology annotation, biological process: carbohydrate metabolic process. Lineage: Eukaryota; Fungi; Basidiomycota; Ustilaginomycetes; Ustilaginales; Ustilaginaceae. Gene Ontology annotation, molecular function: hydrolase activity, hydrolyzing O-glycosyl compounds. Bases 1 to 1440 code for a protein of 479 amino acids. The record is from RefSeq and is a predicted model, not a curated record.
AUGGAGCCGUAUUCGAGACUUCGGGCGGACUUGCACCCGGAACAGAAGUUGCUACAACACUCAGUCGUGAUGCAUGCUAAGACGGCGUCGUUGUCAGGUUGCACGGUGCAGUACUUGCGACGGUGCAGAGAACACGAUGCAUACGCGAAGCUUCGUAGGAAGGGAGAGCGAGGAGUGAAGUGGAUUGCCGGUCGUCACCGGCCAGUGCAGAGCUCCCUAGCAGCAAUUCGUAUUGGACAUCUCGGCAAUGCUCUCAUGGAAGUGAGCUCUGCCAACCAGGGUGCGUGCUUGCAGCUGCAGCCACCUUCGGGGAGCUUGAGAAACUACUACACAAAGCUGGUCCACUUGCUCCCCCACUCAUCAACCUCGGACUCCUACAACCAAGGACCUCAACUCAUCUCGAUCAUCACAAUGAAGACCAACUUCCUCGCACUGCUCUCAACGCUCGUCGUGGCCACCUCGGCCGUGACCGCCUCGGUCAUCCCAUCCACUGGUGACAACCAAGUGCUCUCCGAGCGAGCUGCUUCGACUCUCAACGCCGCCAUCGUUGCCCGAGGACGCAAGUACUAUGGCACCGCCACCGAUCAGGGCGACUUCUCCAACUCGAACCUCAACAACAUCAUCAAGGCCGAAUUUGGUGCAGUCACCCCGGAGAACUCGAUGAAGUGGGAUGCCACUCAACCCCAGCGCGGCACAUUCAACUUCAACGGUGCUGAUGCUCUCGUCAACUACGCCCAACAGAACGGCAAGCUCAUCCGCGGUCACACCCUUGUCUGGCACUCUCAGCUCCCUUCCUGGGUUUCCUCCAUCACCGACCCCAACGACCUCACCAGCGUUAUCCAGAACCGAAUCGCCACCGUCAUGGGCAGGUACAAGGGCAAGAUCUACGCCUGGGACGUCGUCAACGAGAUGUUCAACGAGGACGGCUCGUUCCGUCAGAGCGUCUUCUACAAGGUUCUCGGCGAGAACUUUGUCAAGAUCGCAUUCGAGGCGGCAAGGAAGGCGGAUCCCAACGCCAAGCUCUACAUCAACGACUACAACCUCGACGACCCCAACUACGCCAAGCUCACCUCGUUGGUGAGCAACGUCAAGAAGUGGCGAUCGCAAGGUAUCCCCAUCGACGGCAUCGGAUCGCAGUCGCACUUGCAGGCUCCCGGUGGAUUCCCAGACGCUUCCAAGGUUCAGGCCGCCAUGGCUUCGCUUUGCGGCGCUGCUUCGGAGUGUGCCAUGACCGAGCUCGACAUUGCUCAGGCCGACACUACCUCGUACACCAAGGCUACCCAGGCCUGUCUCGCGCAGAAGAACUGCGUCGGCAUCACUGUCUGGGGUGUGUCAGACAACACCUCCUGGCGAAGCAGCUCCAACCCACUUCUUUGGAACGGCAGCUACCAGAAGAAGCCCGCGUACUCCGCCGUGCUCAACACUCUCAACUCCGCCUAG